AUGGGAAUUAAAGAUGUUCGGACAUUACAUUGAUCAGAGUUCCGAAUUUAGCCUCGUUAGCUAAGUACGAAAAUAUUGAAGCGAGACUUCGAGAUAUUUCAUAUAGUAUCGAUUAUAAGUGAAACGGUAUAUUCAGUGGAAGAUUUAAGACGCCAAAUACAUAGUGACCACCACUUUUCGAAAACUUAACUAUCAUUCAUCGUGGGGGGAAAAUGAUAAACAUAUAUAAACGUCCUUCAACCGAGUACAUUGGAGAAUUAUCUCUCUCGAUGUAUCGCUGUGCAAAUACCCUAUCAGUUAAAUGUUCGUUACGCAGUAUUCAUACAAUCUGCUCGAGUGUAUUGAGUGAUUUCAGUCGCGCCGACUGAACAUGGCAGAAGGAGGCAUCGAUCGUACCAUGUCAGAAACUGAAAGCGUUCCCCGAUCCAACAGCCUGUACAGCUGUAACUCUCGGGUAAGUCAGUGACUGAACGCGAUCCCAAACAUAGCAGCUUGUACAGUCGUCUUUCUCGGGUAAGGCAUGAGUUGAAAAUGUUUUCAGACAAAGCACAUUGUAUAGGAAACACUCUCAAACAAGACACUGCAGCCUGUACAGCUGUCGCACACGGAUAAGUUAUUAAUUGAGAGGAUUUCCAGACACAGCAACUGGCACAUUCGUCACCCACGGGUUAGGCAGAUAUGGAGGAGCUCAGCACCCUGUGCAGUCGGUACCCUCAGAAUUAUGUCGAAAGCGUGUCAAUGGAGAUGUGUACUAUACUGAACCGGCUUGGGUACGGCGAGGAGAUUAGACGGAGACGCAUUGAGAAGUACAAGGAGCGUGAUAGGCUGCGUAAUGCACGAACAAGUCGUUUAACUACCAUCACAUCUGGUAGCAAGGCAGAGGGAUUGACCUGCUAUUUUGAAAGUGACUGGGAUUUUUUAUUCGUGCUUAACGAUGUCAUCUGUGUGGAAGCUGGCAUCAAUCUUCCCACCUUACAAGAGGAUAUGGACGUGUACAGGAUGGAUACACUUGUAUAUCCAGGGUACUGUAGUUUGUUUCUAGAAAGACUUUCGCGUAGUCCUUCUAGAUUUAUUAUAAAUUCUCUAUGUGAAAAUGGAUAUGGAGGCAUUCUAUUAUGUAGUGGUUUAUUCUUAGAUGAAUUUUCGACAUUUUGGGCUUCUACAAAGACACAGUCUCCAAUCGAAAUAGUACAUCACGAACGCGCGGGUCCAUCGAUUCCGGAAACACUUAAAAUGAUUAAAGGUAUUAACGGUGAACUAAAUCAGGACCACGUAUUAGCACUACGUUGUCACUGCCCAAGCAUUCUAGAACGAUGGGCCGCCAGACACCGCCAUUGGCCGCCACCAGUCAUAGUUCAAAGAGUCGUGUCAUUUGGUGCUUACGUAACACCCGUAGGUUUAAAAGGAAGUGAGCGGAAGAACAUCGAUUGGAGGAUUUGCUUCGAUACCGGUGAAACAGAACUUGUAAACAACCUUAAUGACACACAAGCGAAAGUGUACGUUUUGCUUAAAUUUAUCCUCAAAGAUGUUUUAAGGCCUCGUAAGAAAGAAAUAACAUCGUACGUGAUAAAAAAUAUAGUUUUAUGGCAAGCUGAGAGAAACCCACAAAACAAGUUUUCUGCUCGGAGUUUGGUUCACUGGCUGCAUGACGGACUGGGAGAACUUAGGACUGCUAUUGAAACACAACAACUGUCAUAUUACAUGAUUCCGGAUAGAAAUUUAAUGGCAGCAAAUAGUUUUUCGGAAAAACAGCAAAGUAAAUGGGUAGCAGAUAUUACGGACUUGAUGGCGGAAGGUCCUAGGUUAAUACUGAGAUUGCCGAAGAUACGACACGCCAUCAUCGCAUCCCCAGAGCCGAUGUUGUGGUUCAACAAAAUAAGGACACUGCUGGAGAUAGUAUGGCAGGAGAUGGCCAACAGAAUAGAGCAAUACGGUGAUUUUGACGUGUCUGAUAUUAUCCAGCAGGAGAUAAUACGACUCCAGCUACAGACACAUAUCGUGCUGCACAAAAGGAUGCUCGAAGAAGGCUUUAAUGGUGAUAUAGGUGAUAUUGUCAUUAGAAUAUUAUUGUAAUGUAUUCACGCGCAUGAAACGCAUGGAGCUAAGGUAGAUUAUCAGAGACAUGCAAAGCAAGGCGGAAUGAUGUUUUGACUUGCAUAUCAUCUUGCAGAAUAUAAGGAGACGAAUAAGCAAGGAAAUGAGACAAGUCCGUCAACGGAUGUUUAUUCUUUGAAGUGAUGGCGGUUGUUUUAAGCCGAGUUUAAAAUACAGUUAAAAUUCGUCAGUGCUAAAACAAUAAAUGUCUUAAAUGAUGAAAAAGUUCCUUUAGUGACAAAACAUUGUUUUCAAAGUUUCUAAUGGGGAAGUAUUUGUAUAUAAUCUAAAAUUUGGAUUCUGACCUGAUUAGUUUUGCAUUGUGUCAUAGUAAAGGAUUAAUGUGGGACCAUGCUCAUCAGCUUGGGCUAGUAAGUUGUGCUGUUGUAAAUACAACAUGUUCGCAAAACUAUGCUUACGAUUAUGAUUAUUAUCAUUUAA
Molecule: messenger RNA, 2535 nt
Organism: Dreissena polymorpha
Lineage: Eukaryota; Metazoa; Mollusca; Bivalvia; Myida; Dreissenidae
Exons: 3
Coding region: 679-2073 (464 amino acids)
Source: RefSeq, a predicted model, not a curated record